This is a messenger RNA of Portunus trituberculatus (swimming crab), 549 nucleotides long. Its product is annotated as zinc finger BED domain-containing protein 5-like. The record is from RefSeq and is a predicted model, not a curated record. Lineage: Eukaryota; Metazoa; Arthropoda; Malacostraca; Decapoda; Portunidae. The coding region runs from base 1 to 549 and encodes 182 amino acids. Gene Ontology annotation, molecular function: protein dimerization activity. The transcript has a single exon.
AUGAAGCUGGAACUUUGGGAAGAGAAGGUCAAAGAUGGAAAUCUAAGCAUGUUUGAACACCUAAGUGAGGCACUUGAUAAAAGUGAAAACACUGGAGAACUAGAUGCGGUGCAGCUUGUGCAAUCACAUCUAGCUUCUCUGCGGAUGGAGUUGCAGUCUUACUUUCCCGAACUGAGUGAAAUGGAAUCAAAAUUGAUUAGAAACCCAUUCAUUGUGAAUGUGCACCUUCUCCCAGAUAAUAUGCAAGAAGAAUUCUUAGAGUUGGUGAACGACUCUGUUGCAAAAGACGCAUUUGAAACUCUUUCUCUCACCAAGUUCUGGUCUAAAAUGAGUGAAAUUUACCAUGUUGUAUCUGAAAAAGUUUUGAACUCUUUACUGAUGUUCCCUAGUACUUACCUGUGUGAGCAAGGAUUUUCAACGUUGUUGAAUAUGAAAACUAAACAUCGAUCACGACUUAAUGUCAAGCAUGACCUACGAUUGUGCCUAUCUAAUACUGCUCCUCGAAUUGAGGAACUUGCUUGUAACAAACAGGCACAUCCUUCACACUGA